This is a messenger RNA of Habropoda laboriosa, 621 nucleotides long. RefSeq lists its product as uncharacterized. The transcript is spliced from 3 exons. The coding region runs from base 1 to 621 and encodes 206 amino acids. Lineage: Eukaryota; Metazoa; Arthropoda; Insecta; Hymenoptera; Apidae. The record is from RefSeq and is a predicted model, not a curated record.
AUGUACAAACCGACGAAGAUUUAUAAUAGAGAGAAAAAGGAUGAAAUGUUAAAAAACGUGAAAGUUAUGAGGUGGGAAGCAAGGAAUCAACGUGAUGCAUUAGCACCUAUCCUUUGGCUCAAUUGGAUACUUGGACUGGGUGUUUUUGAAUUAGCAAGGCGUCCUCGAUACGGCUUGUCUGUAAUUUAUAAUUUGAUAUGUAUCACAUUAUAUCUUAUCAUGCUUUCCGAGUUCAGAGGAUUUAACGAAGAAAAUUGGGUUGCAUAUCAAGAAAUCACUUAUACGUUUAUUUUAUGGGUCAACAUAACAGUAGCCUUUAUCUCGAUUAUUCUUGGAUUCGUUAAUACAGAAAAGUCGAGGAAAAUUAUCGCAAGGUGUGAACAAAUAGAUAAUACAUUAGAACCGUUCGGCGUUAAACAAGAUUAUACGAGAACCUUGCGAUAUGCAAUAUGCGCGACAUUCACAUGGAGUAUACUGAUGUUGAGUCUUUUUGCCCUAGAUAUAUUUUGGCUCAUAACUGAACUUGAUCUGAAGCAUGGAACAUACUUAUGUAUUUUAGUACACGUCCCAAUUACCGUGAAUUCUGCGGUAAUUUUCAGUUUCUGCAUGUUCAUGAGGUAA